Scutellospora calospora is the source of this 630-nucleotide messenger RNA. The record is from the annotation of a GenBank genome assembly. Lineage: Eukaryota; Fungi; Glomeromycota; Glomeromycetes; Diversisporales; Gigasporaceae.
AUGACUCCGAUGAAUAAAUGUUGCGGUUGCAUUUCUGUGAGAAGUGGUGUUAUAAUUAUAGCAAUUAUUUGGAUGCCUGGAGGAAUAUAUGGCUUUAUCCAAAAUUUUCAGCUUCUUUCAGAUGAUUAUCAAUAUAUUAUUGGAUCAACUGUUCAAAUUGCUUUAGCUGUAAAUUCCCUAACGAUCCUAAUAUCCGGUUUUGGACUUAUGGUUGUCUGUUGUGCGGAAUCAGCACGUCUCUUGCAAAUCUUUUCUGGGCUUUUUAUUUUUGUUGUAGUUAUUCAUUUUAUAUACGCCAUUUAUUUUGCCAUCGUUGUUUCUUCAAGUGGUUAUUUGAAUUAUUAUAAGUAUGAUAUAAUUAGACACUUUGUUGGUGCUAUUUUGGGGGUUUAUUUUGCCAAAGUUAUUGCUGAUUAUGCUAAAAUUGUUAGACUUGAACAAAAUAAUAUUCAAACACUUGGGAUAAUUGAAGCUUCUAAUAUAGCAAAUAAUCAAGAUAGAGCUUCCAAUAUAACAAAUAAUCAAAUUAUUAUAGCUUCUAAUAUGACAAAUAAUCAAGUUAUAGCUUCUAAUAUAACAAAUGGUCAAGUUAUGGCUUCUAAUACAACAAAUAAUCAAGCUAUUAAUUAA